AUGUCGAAUCCAUCCCAGCUCUUCCUUUUAGCAGACCACAUCAAACUCUCUCUCCUCGAACGACAACGCGCAAUAUCCCUCAGCCUCGAACCCAACACACAAGACGGCGAAAUCUCGCGAUCCUUAGAGUCCUUUCGGGAAAGUCUCGAGCGCCUCGAAAAUGACGCCACAAAUGCCGACGAAGAUACACAAGAACAAAUAAGCACAUUACGCACUCAAUACGACGACUUUGCAUCUCAGUUUUAUGGAAACAGCGAAGAGACGAGCGACGCUACAAAGGUACCGAACGAUCCAUCGCUAGGCCCGGAUUUUGCACAUGCGACUCGCGGGACAAAUCUGCAGCAACCUAUUCCGCAACAUCCGAUCUCCAAGUCGGUACGUUUUACAGAUGCAGACGAAGAAGACGAAGAAUACAACUCCAACAGAGCGGCACUACUACAACCCUACCGCGACGACCCCAAUAGCACCCGCGAAGAAGGACGCGCAUAUCUCGACACCAACAAUCUCGAUAACCAGCAAAUUCACGCUCACCACCAACAGAUCCUCUCCGAGCAGGAUGCGCAGUUGGACUCGCUGGGCGAAUCGAUUGGGCGACAGCACCAGCUGAGUAUCCAGAUCGGUGAUGAGUUAGAAGGGCAUAUUGCGUUGUUGGAUGAUGUGGAUGAGCACGUUGAUCGGCAUCAGGGACGACUGAAUAAUGCGCGCCGCAGACUGGAUAAGAUUCGACGGAAGGCCGGGGAUAAUUGGAGUAUGAUGACGAUUGUUGGCUUGAUUAUUGUGCUUGUUAUUUUGAUUGUUAUACUGAAGUAG
This is a messenger RNA of Talaromyces amestolkiae, 810 nucleotides long. RefSeq lists its product as uncharacterized. Bases 1 to 810 code for a protein of 269 amino acids. The transcript has a single exon. NCBI's taxonomy places the organism in Eukaryota, Fungi, Ascomycota, Eurotiomycetes, Eurotiales, Trichocomaceae. The record is from RefSeq and is a predicted model, not a curated record.